Cinclus cinclus is the source of this 1338-nucleotide messenger RNA. It is a transcript of the gene PAH, whose product is annotated as phenylalanine hydroxylase. Gene Ontology annotation, biological process: L-tyrosine biosynthetic process; L-phenylalanine catabolic process. Gene Ontology annotation, molecular function: iron ion binding; phenylalanine 4-monooxygenase activity. Lineage: Eukaryota; Metazoa; Chordata; Aves; Passeriformes; Cinclidae. The transcript has 13 exons. The record is from RefSeq and is a predicted model, not a curated record. The coding region runs from base 1 to 1338 and encodes 445 amino acids.
AUGGACUCACAGCACUACAAAAUGAAUGGUGACACUUUCCAGGAAUCUAGGUACAUUGAAGACUCCCCCAAUAAAAAUGGUGUGAUUUCUUUGAUUUUCUCUCUGAAAGAAGAAGUUGGGGCAUUGGCUAAAGUCCUGCGCACAUUUGAGGAAAAAGGUAUAAACUUGACCCACAUUGAGUCCCGGCCUUCCCGUCUCAACAAAGACGAGUAUGAAUUCUUCAUUAACUUGGAAGGCAAGAAUGUUCCAGCACUGGACAAGAUCAUCAAAUCCUUGAGAACUGAUAUUGGAGCAACAGUCCAUGAGCUUUCACGAACAAAGAAGAAGGACACUGUGCCAUGGUUCCCAAGAAGUAUCCAGGAGCUGGACAGAUUUGCCAAUCAGAUCCUAAGCUAUGGAGCAGAACUGGAUGCUGAUCAUCCUGGGUUCAAAGAUCCUGUGUACCGUGCCCGGAGGAAGGAGUUUGCGGAUAUCGCCUACAACUACAGACAUGGACAACCUAUUCCUCGUGUCACCUAUACAGAAGAAGAAAAGAAAACUUGGGGCACUGUCUUCAGGGAGCUGAAGAGUCUGUACCCAACUCAUGCUUGCUAUGAACACAACCACGUGUUCCCACUGCUGGAGAAGUACUGUGGCUACAGGGAGGACAAUAUCCCCCAGCUUGAAGAUAUUUCAAAUUUCUUGCAGAGCUGCACUGGGUUUCGGCUGCGUCCUGUCGCGGGCUUGCUCUCCUCUCGGGAUUUCCUGGCUGGGCUGGCGUUCCGAGUGUUCCACUCGACCCAGUACAUCCGCCACUCCUCCAGGCCCAUGUACACCCCUGAGCCUGAUAUUUGUCAUGAGCUGCUAGGACACGUGCCUCUUUUUGCUGAUCCCAGUUUUGCUCAGUUUUCCCAGGAAAUUGGACUGGCAUCUCUGGGAGCUCCAGAUGAUUUCAUCGAGAAACUUGCUACGGUUUAUUGGUUUACAGUUGAGUUUGGACUAUGUAAGGAAGGAGAUUCUCUCAAGGCAUAUGGUGCAGGGCUGCUGUCUUCAUUUGGAGAGCUGCAGUAUUGCUUAUCAAGUAAGCCUGAGAUUCAGCCUCUUGUCCUGGAGAAGACUUCUGUGCAGAAGUACCCUGUUACUGAAUUCCAGCCUAUCUACUAUGUUGCUGAAAGCUUUAAAGAUGCAAAAGAAAAGCUAAGGAAAUUUGCUCAAACAAUCCCUCGUCCUUUCUCUGUUCGGUAUAAUCCCUACACACAGAGGAUUGAAGUCUUGGACAAUGCAAAGCAGCUGAAGAACUUAGCUGACACAAUCAAUAGUGAGAUCGGGAUUCUCUGCAAUGCCCUCCAGAAGAUCUAA